GUGCAGUGACCACACCAUACCCCACUCUAAGCCACAGGACACAGAGGUGUCACAAGGCCAGGAUCCAGAGAGGGCAGGGGAGGAGAGCGAGCUCGCAGCAUGGAGCCGGUCCAGGACACCUACCGCCCGCCACUGGAGUACGUGAAGGGGGUCCCUCUCAUCAAGUACUUUGCAGAGGCACUGGGGCCACUGGAGAGUUUCCAAGCUUGGCCCGAUGACGUGCUGAUCAGCACCUAUCCCAAAUCUGGUACCACCUGGGUGAGCGAGAUCCUGGACCUAAUCUACCAGGGUGGUGACCUGCAGAAGUGUCAGAGAGCCCCCAUCUUUGUGCGGGUGCCCUUCCUUGAGUUCAAAAUCCCCAGGUGUCCCACAGGUUUUGAGCUGCUGAAAGAUACACCAGCCCCACGGCUCCUCAAGACACACUUGCCCCUGACCCUGCUACCCCAGACUCUGCUGGACCAGAAGGUCAAGGUGGUCUACGUCGCCCGCAACGCAAAGGACGUGGCCGUCUCCUAUUACCACUUCUACCGUAUGGCCAAAGUGCACCCUAACCCUGGCACGUGGGACAGCUUCCUGGAAGACUUCAUGGCCGGAGAAGUGUCCUACGGGUCCUGGUACCAGCACGUGCAGGAGUGGUGGGAGCUGCGUCACACCCACCCUGUCCUCUAUCUCUUCUACGACAUGAAGGAGAACCCCAAGAGGGAGAUUCAGAAGAUCCUGGAGUUUGUGGGGCGCUCGCUGCCAGAGGAGACGGUGGAGGACAUCGUCCAGCACACGUCCUUCCAGGAGAUGAAGAACAACGCCAUGACCAACUACCGCACCCUCCCCUCCGACCUCCUGGACCACAGCAUCUCGGCCUUCAUGAGGAAAGGCAUCACUGGAGAUUGGAAAAGCACCUUCACAGUGGCCCAGAACGAGCGCUUUGAGGCCGACUAUGCUGAGAAGAUGGCAGGCUGUAACCUCCGCUUCCGCUCGGAGCUGUGAGUGGUGGCGUUCACGGAGGAGGGGUGUGAAGCAAGCCCGGCUGGAGCCUCAAGGAUAAAAUCUGGGAGUUUCCUGGCGGCUCAGCGGGGUAAAGAUCAUGUGUUGUCACUGCUGUGUGGCCUAUAAACUUGUGCAUGCUGUUGCUGUGGCCCAAAAAGGUGAAUAAAUCAAAUCUGAUGUGUGUUCAA
Molecule: messenger RNA, 1172 nt
Organism: Sus scrofa (pig)
Lineage: Eukaryota; Metazoa; Chordata; Mammalia; Artiodactyla; Suidae
Gene: SULT1A3
Product: sulfotransferase family 1A member 3
Molecular function (GO): sulfotransferase activity
Source: RefSeq, marked provisional